Messenger RNA from Apiotrichum porosum, 1620 nucleotides. RefSeq lists its product as uncharacterized. NCBI's taxonomy places the organism in Eukaryota, Fungi, Basidiomycota, Tremellomycetes, Trichosporonales, Trichosporonaceae. Gene Ontology annotation, cellular component: nucleus; elongin complex. Gene Ontology annotation, biological process: transcription elongation by RNA polymerase II. The transcript has 4 exons. The record is from RefSeq and is a predicted model, not a curated record. The coding region runs from base 1 to 1620 and encodes 539 amino acids.
AUGCCGCACGCACUCGACUACCUAGAGUACGACGAAGAAGAAGAGUCGGACAAUGACAACGUCGGCGACGACCUGUUUGGCUCUGACGACGACGACGAGCCCGCAGCUGGAUUCAGCGAUACGCGUAUUCCUGUCGGCAGUUCCUCAAAGGUGGACGACAAUGACGGCGUAGCUGCACACAGCACACACCAGCCGCCCCCGUCGUCGUUCAUUCCCGCCCGGCCUGAACAGCGCUACAAGCCCAUCACGACACAUACCCUGCAGCCGGGCGAUAAACCACGGCUCACCGUCGACCAGCGCCUGGCCCAACUUCGAGACCUGCGGACCCGGCCCACGCCGCUGCCGGCCAUGGGCGUGUCGAGCCUCCGGGCACAGUGCAACAUAGUGAUUAGACGCAACUCUGGUCGUAUCUGGGACAUUGGAGGACUGGAAUACACGCAGGUCGCAGAGUUUCUUGAUGGGUGCAAUCGCGAUCAGCUGGAGGAGAUUGAGAAUAACUCGACACAUAUCAAGAAGGAUACCGACUGGCUGUGGGAGCGGUUCGUCGUCGAAGACUACCCGGUCUACUAUGGGAGCUGCAGAGAGAGGAAGGGACAGCAACGGACGUCUGGUUGGAGGAGAAUGUACCAGAAAGCUGUGGUCGACGCCGAGGAGCGUAAACAACUCGCGGCAGAGCGGGUGGCGGAGCGAUACCGCCAACUCGAGGCCGAACGCGCGUCCAAGCGAAUCGUCGUGAUGGACGAGCUCAUCGCCCCCAAGCGUGGCAGGUCUGGAGGCUACUCGUCUUCUGCGCACUCGUUCUCAUCUGUCCGCCGUGGUGCUGCGGCCACGUCCACUUGGGGAUCAGGCCCUGGCCCGUCCAAAAUGCAAACUGCCAUGGCCAAAGCACGCAACGACGCAACGCGCGCUAGAGUGGCUCUCACCCACGCGUCGGGCAAGUACGUUCCCCCACCUCCUCGGACGCGUACAGCCCGAACGUUUGGUGGCGAUAGCGACCUGUUUCGUAACCCUUACAUACCCAACUCGGCUACGAACGCGCAACUCAUCGCCGCGGCCAACAGCUAUUCUCCCGUCUCUGGCCCUCGCCUCCCAGCUCCGCGUGUCCCGCGUCCACCACCCACCGUUAUCGCCGGGGCGUACCCGACCCCAACCGCCGAGACGCGUCCUCGCCCACCGACUGUAGCCCCAACAGCUAUCACUGCAGGCUACGGCCACUCGACACAGCCCGUGUCGUCCGCAGAGAGGUUCCGUAUCGACCCCGCACGGGACUCGAGGGAAGCCCGGCCCAUCCACCGUCCGCAAGUCGGCAAUUUCGCAGCUCCCAAACCCGUGCGCAAGGCUUUGGACUUUUUCUCGGCCCCGACACCCAUGCGCUCCACUGCUAGCCCUGUCAAGCGCGCUGCUGCAGCAAUCGCGAGCACCACUGCCAGCGAGGCGAAACGCCACAAGGCAGACGGCACGCCCGAGGCGACUGCUGCUGCUGCUGCUACUGCUUCUGCUGCUGGAGGGCACGCGACGCCGCCGCUUCACCGCGCGACACCGCCCCCGAGGACCAACAAGGACCUCGAGAGUGUCUUGUUUGCGAAAAAGCCCAAACCAAAGUUCAUGCCGCGGCGCUAG